AUGGAGAAUGGUGACGAGACUUGGCUUGACAACCAGCCCGAUAACAUAGCGCCAAAUGUUUUUGUUGAUCUCCCGAAUGGCGACGAGAAUAACUAUGGGAACAACGACUUAGGGAACACUCUAAGGGAUGAAAUAGUAAUGCAAAUGUGGGAAAACUUGAUGACUUCUAAGUUUGAUAAAUCAUUUCUUUUAUAUAUACAGUCGUGGCCAGAAAUAGCCAAGUUCCAGAAUAAGCCCUUUCCCCUCUACGAUAAGCUUGGUGAUCUGUAUGAUGGGCAUAUAGCAGAAGGUAACUUCAAUUUCACAUCAACUGAGGUUACAGAAGUGAGUGAUGGUGAUCUCGAAGUUGAAAGAGAGAAGACUUCUUUCUCUUUUGACCUAAAUCAAUACGGUGAUGAUUUACACAUGUAUGAUGAUCCAAGAGAUGCCGCCCCAAGUGAUGGUCCAAGUGAUGCUGCCCCAAGUGAUGGUCCCAGAGGUGCUGCCCCAAGUGAUGGUCCAAGAGGUGCUGCCCCAAGUGAUGGUUCAAGAGAUGCCACACAAAGAGGUGGUGUUGCUACUUCAAAUAACAAGCAUGUGAAGGAAUCAAAGAAGGGUAAGAAGCGUGAUGAUCCUAUGGUGGAAGUGAUGUCACAAUAUGUGGAGAUAAAACAGAAGCAAGCGGAGGAGGAGUCUGCUCUAUUGGCCGGGGCAAAAAAUGCCCAAGAAUUCUCCAUCAGCAAGUGCAUUGCUAUCUUUCUUAAUUCUGCCGCCGAAGAUGAAGAGAGUGUUGCAGUGUUUCUUCAGAGCGAAAUGGCAGAAUUGACUCAACAUACUUAA
Messenger RNA from Triticum aestivum (bread wheat), 819 nucleotides. RefSeq lists its product as uncharacterized. NCBI's taxonomy places the organism in Eukaryota, Viridiplantae, Streptophyta, Magnoliopsida, Poales, Poaceae. Bases 1 to 819 code for a protein of 272 amino acids. The transcript is spliced from 4 exons. The record is from RefSeq and is a predicted model, not a curated record.